AUGAGUGCUAGAGGACUAAACUGGAAGAGUGCUAGAGGACUAGACUGGAAGAGUUCUAGAGGAUUAGGCUGUAAGAGUGCUGGAGGAUUAGGCUGGAAGAGUGCUGGAGGAGGACUAGACCGGAAGAGUGCUAGAGGACUAGACUGGAAGAGUGCUGGAGGACUAGACUGGAAGAGUGCUGGAGUACUAGACUGGAAGAGUACUGGAAGAUUAGACUGGAAGAGUGCGAGAGGAUUAGACUGGAAGAGUGCUGGAGGAUUAGACUGGAAGAGUGCUAGAGGAUUAGACGGAAGAGUAGAAAUAGAAUGGAAGAGUGCUAAAAGAUUAGACUGGAAAAAUGAUGGAGGAUUAGACUGGAAGAGUGAUGGAGGAUUAGACUGGAAGAGUGAUGGAGGAUUAGACUGGAAGAGUGAUGGAGGACUAGACUGGAAGAGUGCUAGAGAAUUAGACUGGAAGAGUACUGGAGGAUUAGAUUGGAAGAGUGAUGGAGGAUUAGACUGGAAGGAUGCUAGAGAAUUAGACUGGAAGAGUACUGGAGGAUUAGACUGGAAGAGUACUGGAGGAUUAGACUGGAAGAGAGCUAGAGCAUUAGACUGGAAGAGAGCUAGAGCAUUAGACUGGAAGAGUGCUAGAGGAUUAUACUGGAAGAGUACUGGAAAGGUAAAUGGAGGUAUGAAGAGAGGGGUAAAUGGAGGGAGGAAGAAAGGUAAAUGGAGUAAGGAAUAG
Molecule: messenger RNA, 726 nt
Organism: Eurytemora carolleeae
Lineage: Eukaryota; Metazoa; Arthropoda; Copepoda; Calanoida; Temoridae
Exons: 2
Coding region: 1-726 (241 amino acids)
Source: RefSeq, a predicted model, not a curated record